CCCGCCCAUUCCACCAUGUUGACGGCCGCUCUGUCACACAGCAGGGCUGCUCGUCGGCCGGAGCUCCUUCACCGCCUCAUGUCCGGCUGCGCCAUGGCUGCACGGCCCCGCACCGUCCUCGGCACCAUGGAGUUCGGCCGCCGCGCCGAUGCCCAGCAGAGCGCGCUCAUGGUGAAGGCCUUCACGGAGCGCGGGCACGUGGAGCUGGACGGCGCGUUCAUGUACGCGGAGGGGCGCACGGAGCAGAUCAUCGGCAGCCUGGAGCUGGGCCCGGCAGUGUUGAUCGCAACCAAAGUAAAUCCAUGGGAUGGGAAGACAUUGAAAGCAGACAGUGUUCGAUGUCAGUUCAAGACGUCGUUGGAGCGCCUUCAAAGGAAGAGUGUUGAGAUCCUCUACCUCCAUGCUCCAGAUCACGAGACACCAGUUGAGGAAACAUUGGCUGCUUGUCAAGAGCUUUACAAACAGGGCAAGUUUAAGGAACUUGGCCUCUCCAACUAUACUUCAUGGGAGGUGGCAGAAAUCUAUUCGAUCUGUAAACACAACAACUGGAUUCUUCCCACCGUCUAUCAGGGCAUGUAUAACGCCAUAACCCGGCAAAUAGAAGUGGAGCUCAUACCCUGUCUCCGUUAUCUAGGGAUGAGAUUUUAUGCUUACAACCCGCUGGCAGGUGGGCUGCUGACUGGGAAAUAUCAGUUUGAGGACAAGUUUGAGAAACAACCCACUGGUCGCUUCUUUGGUAACAAUUGGGCCGAGGCGUACAGAAACAGGUACUGGAAGGAGCAUCAUUUCCGAGCCAUAGAUUUGGUGAAGAAAGCAAUAGAUGAAACCUAUGGGUGUGGGAAGACAAGCCUGAUAUCAGCAGCAUUACGAUGGAUAUAUCACCAUUCCAAGCUUCAGGGAGAUCUUGGGGAUGGUGUUAUCCUUGGGAAUUCAUCACUGGAACAGCUUCAACAGAACUUGACUGCCGCUGAGGAAGGACCACUUGCUUCUUCAGUAGUCGAUGCCUUCAAUGAAGGUUGGAAACUUGUCGCACAUGAUUGCCCAAAUUAUUUUCGAUAAAUCAGUCGAAAUAUUGGACUGAAUCUUCCAAUCUAAAUGCUGACAGUUACAGGAGUACUUACAAUUGUUUUCAUUUGGAAGGUGGCUGGAUCAGUGGCGUGGCCUGUCAUUUACCAGCCACCUUCCACUCACUGAUGACUCCCCUUAGUCCUGGGAGAUGGAGCUGCCCAGUCUUUGCAUUGCCAGGCGGUUCUGUUGAUCAGUAAUCCAGCCCAGCCCAGCCAAGCCUUGUCAGCACACUGCAACUCCAGAGUAAGAAGAUGUCUCUGGUUGAGGGACACCGGAAACCAAUGGGGUCUCUGGUUCAAUCAAGAUCAACACGGAUUGGGGUGGAGAGUGGGAAGAGAUGUUGUGUACAUUAUAUGCUCAUAUCUUCGUUUACCAAAUUUCUGGGGCAAUUUAAAUAAAGACAGUGAGCUUAAUAUUUUUAGUGACAUUUCAGUUCCCAGCUGACAGCUUGGAAAUUGUAAUUUUCUCACCAAUAGUUUUUGCCUUGGUCUGAACUCUUGCCCCCAAAAUGGGGAUAGUUGAGAAUCAUUGCCAAAGGAAAAUACACCAUCAAUCAAGCUGAGGUGGGUCAGGUCACAUCCUCCACCUCCAGCCAAGGGCUCAGUUGACUGAGCGAGAGUUGAGACAUGGCAGGUGGAUGCCAUGUCAGUUAACAUGGACCACUAAUUGAAAUAGGAAUUAAAAAAGUCAAGUAUAGCCUGGUAAAGGGAAUACAUUCCAUGAGCUGAGUGUAGUUUAAGGAGCCUGAUAGCAGUGGGUUAUGUUCAAGUGUCUUGACCCUUGGAUGUUGCUGAGCUGCUUUGAAAAAUGACAGAAUAAGGAUUGGCUGGCUGGGAUCUGUAAUCUAAAAUUACGUAGAAUCCCAGCCUGGGACAAAAAAUCUUGGUAACACGAGUGAAACAACUUAAUUACUACAGCAUAUAGCUGAUGGUGUACCCCUGAAUAGAACAUUUAAUACAUGUAGAAUCAAAAUUGUUGGCAACACAUUAUAUUUGCUUUGUUUGCUUGAAUAAAAACAAUUGAUUCUUUUUUG
This is a messenger RNA of Amblyraja radiata (thorny skate), 2101 nucleotides long. Its product is annotated as aflatoxin B1 aldehyde reductase member 2-like. Bases 16 to 1059 code for a protein of 347 amino acids. The transcript is spliced from 8 exons. The record is from RefSeq and is a predicted model, not a curated record. Lineage: Eukaryota; Metazoa; Chordata; Chondrichthyes; Rajiformes; Rajidae.